This is a messenger RNA of Scaptodrosophila lebanonensis, 1752 nucleotides long. It is a transcript of the gene gcm2, whose product is annotated as transcription factor glial cells missing 2. The record is from RefSeq and is a predicted model, not a curated record. Lineage: Eukaryota; Metazoa; Arthropoda; Insecta; Diptera; Drosophilidae. The transcript is spliced from 5 exons. Gene Ontology annotation, biological process: gliogenesis; regulation of transcription by RNA polymerase II. Gene Ontology annotation, cellular component: nucleus. Bases 1 to 1752 code for a protein of 583 amino acids. Gene Ontology annotation, molecular function: DNA-binding transcription activator activity, RNA polymerase II-specific; RNA polymerase II cis-regulatory region sequence-specific DNA binding.
AUGCGAUUCUUUGUGCAAUGUUACAGAAAUAGUUACACCUUCAAGACCCACCAGCAACAACUCGGCCAGCCAGAGAAGAUUUCGCAACAGCACCCACCAAAGUCGUCAUAUCAGGCCCAGCAGACCCAGCAGGCCCAGCAGCCCAUUAUGACGCACAAGUCGAAGCGGGACUGGGACAUUAAUGAUGCGAUAGUGCCUCAGAUGUCGGAUAUUGAUUUCGAUGAGUUCAGCGAGUGGAGCGAUGGUCAUGUCCGUCUCGUCUAUUCCAUACACAACGAGGAGGCCAAGAAGCACAUUUCCGGCUGGGCCAUGCGGAACACCAACAAUCAUAACGUGAACAUACUGAAGAAGAGCUGCCUGGGUGUGUUGGUCUGCUCCCAACACUGCACCCUUCCCAAUGGCACCAAAAUCAACCUGCGACCGGCCAUUUGUGACAAGGCGCGACGCAAGCAGGAGGGCAAGGCGUGCCCCAACAAGAGUUGUCGAGGUGGCAGGCUGGAGAUAAAGCCGUGUCGGGGCCACUGUGGAUAUCCCGUCACGCAUUUCUGGCGGCAUUCGGGCAAUGCCAUCUUCUUUCAGGCCAAAGGCGUGCACGAUCAUUUGCGACCCGAUCCAAAGAAUUCGAGCGUUUCGAAGCGUGCCUUCGGACGGGUUUCGUUGACGGGCAUUUCCAAUUCCAAAGCCACCAGCGUACGCAGUGCGGGUGCUGGGGCGGGGGGCAAGAAGUCCGUCAUUGCCGGUCUGGUUAAGCAGGUCAAGCACCAACAUAAUCUCAUGGGUAAGGUGUUGAAACGAACGACAGCUAAUAAUUCAUUGAGCCACUCGGCUCUGGAAAUAUAUCAGUUGAAUGCUUGUGGCAAGUGCACCACGUAUAGUCACUGCACUUGCAGCUAUUUGGAGGACACACGCACCCACCAACUGACACAGCCUGCCACCAAUUAUGUAAGCAACUCCUGGCCCUUGAGCUCGACAGAGGCCGCACCUUGUGAGAUGGGCACGAAUGUGUUCACUGUGAAUCAUCAGCACAUCACUUACAACUAUCCGAUCUAUCAUGCCACGCCUGCCACUGCCACAGCCACGCCCAGCAAGUCCCCAAGUCUGCCCUAUUCCUGCAUUUCGGAGCUGGGCUACCAUCAGCCAUACGGAGGUGGCAGCGGCAACAACAACACCACCCAUCAGCACUACCAGCAUCAAGCCGGACCCGGCAGCAUCUCGUACGAGUCGAGUUCCCAGUUGGCCACGCCAGAGCCCGAAUUCAUAAACUACUCGCAGAUCAAGCAUUUGGGGACUACAGCGCCCAACCUGGAUUUGGAGUCGAAUUGCAAGACCGAAGGUACACCGCCCACCAUCAAGUACAAUGCCACGGUUGAGACGCAACCCUAUACGGAUGAGCGCUACGAGCAUUACUACAAUCGAGACCCCAAGUCGGACUACGAGCUCCAACAGCAGUUCAGUCUGGCGGCAGGGAAUGUUUCCGGCCACUUUUAUGAGAGCGCCAAUGGCUAUAAUGGCGUCAACUACUUCGAUACGAGCACCACGCCAGGGAACACAAUCCUUGAUAAUGGCAGCUAUAGCUAUUACGAUCAUUAUGCCAACUAUGAGCAACAAAUGGCGGCAGCCAGUGGUUUCAGCAGUGGCGGCGCCACAGUGGCUGCUGCCGCAGCAGUGGCAACCCAACCGACGCUCACCUAUCACCACCACCAUCACCACCACUUGCACCACGCACAGGCACAAUCCCAUGCAGCGCAUUGA